GCGACGAGUUGCCUUUUUCGGAAUACAUAUAAAAAAACAAAAACUUUUUUUCUGAACCAGCUCCCGUUUCCUCUAGCCAAAAGAUUCGACAUGCGCCCCAUUUUGCUUCAAGGACACACGCGUUCGUUAACACAAAUUAAAUACAAUCGCGAGGGCGACCUUCUCUUCUCCGUAUCGAAAGAUAAGAUUGUCAAUGUAUGGUACUCGCACAAUGGUGAACGAUUGGGCACCUACACUGGCCAUCUUGGUAGUGUGUGGACCGUCGAUGUCAACUCUACAACAACGUUGCUCAUUACCGGAUCUGCCGACAACACAGCCAAACUCUGGGAGGUCCAGACGGGCAAGUGCUUGAAGACUUGGGAAUUUAAGACGGCCGUAAAGCGUGUCGAAUUCAGCGAGGAUGAUACCAUGGUACUGUGUGUUACCGAAGAGCGAAUGGGCUACUCGGGCUCUGUUACUGUUCUCCCAAUCAAUGGCGAUAUCAACGGCAAGCAAUCGGAUGAACCUUUGGCUACCAUCAUCAACGAAGGACCCAAGGCUGUGGUUGCCUGCUGGGGCUACUUGAACAAGUGCAUUGUCAGCGGCCACGUCGACGGCUCGAUCUGCCAGUGGGAUUGGAAGGCCAACGAAAAACUCAACUCAAUCAAACCACACGAAGAUGUCAUCUCGGAUAUGCAGAUGAGCACCGACCGCACCUAUUUCAUCACCACAUCAAAGGAUAAGACAGCAAUGGUCUUUGACGCGGACUCGUUGUCCCAUUUGAAGUCAUACCAAACCGAUGCACCCCUCAACUCGGCAUCCAUCACUCCCAAGUUCCAGGAAUUUGUCAUUUUGGGUGGUGGUCAGGAUGCCAUGAGCGUCACGACCACAUCGGCUCGUGCUGGUAAAUUCGAAUGUCGAUUCUAUCACAAGAUUCUUGAGGAAGAGAUCGGACGUGUACGUGGUCAUUUCGGUCCUAUCAAUACAAUUGCUAUUCAUCCUGACGGCAAGAGCUAUUCGAGCGGUGGUGAAGACGGUUACGUCCGUGUCCAUCAUUUUGAUCCCGAUUAUUUCAAGUUCAAGAUCGAAGCAUAAACACAAUACACGCACACCCAAAUCCACCUUUACAUACACACCUGACACAAGCACCUUACUCACAAAAAGUUGGCAUCGCCCCAAAAACGUUAUUAAAAGAAACUCGAAAACACGAAAAUGUAUAUUUUUUUAUAUAUAAAUAUAUAAUACGAAAGAAAAAAAUG
Molecule: messenger RNA, 1238 nt
Organism: Zychaea mexicana
Lineage: Eukaryota; Fungi; Mucoromycota; Mucoromycetes; Mucorales; Lichtheimiaceae
Product: WD40-repeat-containing domain protein
Exons: 3
Coding region: 91-1074 (327 amino acids)
Biological process (GO): cytoplasmic translational initiation
Cellular component (GO): cytoplasm; eukaryotic translation initiation factor 3 complex, eIF3m
Molecular function (GO): protein binding; translation initiation factor activity; RNA binding
Source: RefSeq, a predicted model, not a curated record